AGAAAUCGACUCAAAUUUCGUUAACCUUCCGUGUGCUUUCACACGUGGAAAACCAACCGGUGAACCAGUGGUCAGUAAGAAGACCUUAACUCCAAUUUGAGUCAUUGGAAAUUCUUAUCCUUGGAUUCUAAAUAAUUAAACUCUCUACCGUUUUGCUGAAUUGUUACAGUUCAGCGUCUGUCAGAAUUUCGUUGAUUUUUUGGUGGUGGUUGGGGGGCUUAAGAAAAAGUUGCUCACCGAAAAGAAGCGACGCAGGAAACAAAGACUGGCCGUGCCCGAUUCCCGAACGAUGUGUCCGAUUCCAGCAAUGGUCUCUAGUUCGGAGAGUUGGAACGCACCAUCGCGCCCGGCCGCGUCUGCGUACAAAUCGCCGACUCCGUGGGGGAAGGGGGAGGGGGAGAGAUCUACUGCGAACGCCAGGAACGAAGUUCGUCAGUGCCGCCAGGCGUUCGCGAAGAGCAACACAUACUCGUUGAUAAACUCGGUCGAAAAGCUAUUUUGUGAGUCCGACAUCUACCGGGCGACGUGAAAUGUCACUUCGUGUUACGAGUAAUGGUCGCCAGGUGUCGCUCGGUGAAAAUGUGUGUUUUGCAAUCUCGUGAUUGCUUUGCCCUUGACCGCCGAUUUGCACGGAAAACCUGUUCUGCGACUCUCUCGAAGAAAUUCUGCGGUCGGGGAUUUGCACGCUUUCUGAGCACUUUGAAGGUUGCGCUCAGUGACGAAGAUGGAGCGUGUCCCUGCACAAUCGAAGGUCAGUCAGUUUUCACGAGGAUCGCGCACUUUUGCGAAGAAUUUAUCCACGAUUUGAGUAUCAGCGUUAAUCACAUCGGCGGUGUUAAUCAGUGAGAACGGGUGAUUAAUCCACUUUCCCCGCGCAUCUGUUUCGUUGGUCAGAACUUCAUUCGGCACCUUCGCGACAAGUCGAUCCAACGUGGCGGCGCCCUUGUCGGGCUCAGUUCUUCGCGAGCCGAAUCGCGGAGGGAGUUGAGCUCGCUGUGUAUUUUCCCCUAUGGCUUCGUUGAGAUCCGCUGGUUCAAAUUGGUAUUUAACGAAAGAACAGCUGGAGAAUACACCUAGCCGUCUAAGUGGCAUUGAACGUGAAAAGGAACUCAGUUACAGGCAGCAGGCUGCGAAUUUUAUACAAGAUGUGGGUCAACGUUUGCGAUGCAAUCAACUCUGCAUCAACACCGCGAUUGUUUAUAUGCAUCGGUUUUAUAUGCAUCAUUCUUUCACCCGGUUUCAUCGGAAUAAGAUCGCGUUGACAGCGAUAUAUCUUGCUGCGAAAGUAGAAGAACAGCCGCGAAAGUUGGAGCACGUAAUUCAGGUUUCGUAUAUGUGUUGGUUUAAUGAACGUGGUGCUGGUGCACCGAAAAUAGAGCCAGGUACAGAGCUCUAUAAUGACAUAUCUCAAGAGUUGGUCCUCUUGGAAAACAUCAUGCUUCAAACUCUUGGGUUCGAAGUCGCCAUAGAUCAUCCCCACAAGUUUGUCGUGAAAGGUUGCCAACUUAUCCGAGCGAGCAAGUCAAUGGCGAAAACGUCUUAUUUCCUUGCAACGAACAGCUUGCACAUGUCCACGUUUUGUCUGCAAUACAAACCUGCUCUGGUUGCUUGUAUGUGCAUCCAGUUAGCCUGUAAAUGGGACAAUUGGACGAUUCCAAUAUCUGCGGAGGGAAAGCCGUGGUAUAAGUACAUCGAGGAGUCUGUGACCGAAGCAGAAGUCGAGGCGAUGGUCAAGGAGUUCCUCAAUAUCAUGGAUAAGGUCCCUUCGAAGUUGAAGAAGAAGGUCAUGGCCUUGAUGAACCCGCGAUCGGAAAGCGAUCGUAACGAAACUUUCGCGAUGUCGGACGAUUUGGAUGACCCGCAGCAGAUGAUGCCAGUACGUCAUGCACCCCAGAAUGUCUCAGGGUCUUCACAUCGACCGAUGCCACCGAGUAACUCAACCUCCUCUCAACGCAACCCGGACGCGAGAAUGAAGCCUGAGGCCCAUCGACCAACAUCUCACGUCCCAGGCGUAGAGAGUGAGUGUCGUUCCGUUUCAUCCCUGAGUGUGCGUAACCGUGCAUUGAGAUUGGAGAGUGCAGAAAUCGUGUUGUGUCCUACCCAGUAUCUGACACCCGACCGAUUUCGUGUAAGAUCAACGUUUGACACUCGCGGUGUCCUCAGCAUCUGGAACAGAUUUCGCCCCGGAGCUGUGUCCUCGGCGGAUUUCUUGUCUGUCGUGUCGAAUACAUUGAACGGUGCUAUCCAAUUUUCCGUGUUCUUUUCCCAGCUUCUUAAUCUCGCGUUACUGCGCGUUUCGUUCGACUCACGUUUCUUCGGGAACCUCAAUUCGUUAGCGAGUUUGCUUACGUACAAGCGUCCUUCGCAGCCGCCGGGACACCCGUUGGCGUCUUCCCACAUGCAUCCGAAGCCAGUCGACACUUCAAACGCUGCUCGGAUACCCAAGCCCGGCACCCAACCGCCCACAGCACCCAGCAGCAGUCACCCUCCGAACAUGAUGCUGAAACCGCCUCCCAAUUCUGCCGCUGCUGCUGCAGUGCCCGUGAACCAGCCACAUCAACGACCUCCGACCUCUUCCUCCUCCUCCUCUUCGUCGUCGUCGUCUUCUGCUGCUGCCAUGCAUCAGAAGCAUCCGCACGGUGCUUCGUCGCAGUUCAAUCGCCGCUCUCACGCUCCACCGCCUCAACAACCGCCACCUGGAGGACCCCCUGUAGCUGCUGCUGUUUCUGCUGCUGCCACGACUGUGGCGACGACAAUGCCGCCUCGGAACGGUGCGCACGCGGUUCCCGCGACGCAACCGCCUCCUUCGCGUCUGCAACAGGAUCUGAAGCGGCGUCCCGCAUCUCCGCCAUCAAUAUCCGACGUGGACGCUGCGAAGCGCAUGAAAGUUGAAGCUGUUCCGCCGCAACAACAGGUGAUCCCUCAGCCCGUGGUGUCACAACCACCUUCGCAGCCGCCUCCGCUGCCGCCCUUCGGUCUGAAGUCCCCGUCACCAGUGAAACCCCGUCCGAUUCAACCCAUCGUGUCGCCGAUUGGAUUUGGCUUUGGGUCGGACGACGAGACCAAACCCGAGCCGAAGCCGGAAGCUGCCCCUACUCCGAACGGAAACCCGGAACAUCACCAGAAGAAACAUAAGAAGGAGAAGAAGAAGCACAAGGAGAAGCAUAAGAAGAAGGACAAGAAGAAGAAGAAAAAGAAGGAGCGGGAUCGCGAGAAGGAGGAAAGGAAGCGUGAGAAAUUAUUGGCUGCUGGAUUAGCGAGUCGAUCUUCGGAGGAUUCAUCCAGUGGCGGCGAAGAGGAUGAAGAACCUGGCCCGUCGUUAGUUAAUUUUCCGCCGAAACCCAUCAAGCUCAAGAUCCCGAAAGAAAGGCUUUCAGAAUCAAACACUCCGAGCUCCUCCCCGUUGCGUAUGAAGAUUCCUGUACCCAAGACGACUCCGGGGAAAUGACGAAGGUUCUGAUUUAGGCAUCACGAGAGAAUUGUUUCUGUCUUGAAUUAUUUCGUUUGUGGCUGAAGAGUGUUUCCUGUGGAAGAUCCGGUUGUUACCUAUUUUCUUUCAGAUCUUCGCCUCUCUUACAAUCGUUUUUUCAUCUUGAAAGAGAGUGACGAUUAGGGGGUUUUUUACGCUGUCUGCGGAAUUGUGGAUGAUCUUGUUAUUAAAAAAAUGAACGUUUCCGGCUGCCUUAAUUAGUCGAAUGAAGCAGGAGAGACGAACGUUGUUCUGGAGCUGUGAUCAAGUUGAUUAUUGCUUGUCUGCGUGCAUAUAUGAGUUGGCUCAAUGUUCCACGCAACUCUAUUGUUGUUGCGCUAAAAGUCUCAGGAUUUUUUUCCUUUUUUCGAUCGUAAGGGUUUUUAGGAUGCCUGAUUUUUUUUUUUGAGGGGGUGUUGGCGUGUGUUGCGAUGAAUUGUACGAGACGACCGCUGGACUUAAAUGCAGGUUUGUCUGUUGUUGAAAACGA
Messenger RNA from Notodromas monacha, 3959 nucleotides. The record is from the annotation of a GenBank genome assembly. Lineage: Eukaryota; Metazoa; Arthropoda; Ostracoda; Podocopida; Cyprididae.